Molecule: messenger RNA, 1296 nt
Organism: Vespa crabro (European hornet)
Lineage: Eukaryota; Metazoa; Arthropoda; Insecta; Hymenoptera; Vespidae
Gene: PMP34
Product: peroxisomal membrane protein PMP34
Exons: 9
Coding region: 281-1204 (307 amino acids)
Cellular component (GO): peroxisomal membrane
Molecular function (GO): FAD transmembrane transporter activity; AMP transmembrane transporter activity; FMN transmembrane transporter activity
Source: RefSeq, a predicted model, not a curated record
GUCGAAUUUAGAAUAGAGCAAAGGCGCAAGCGUGACACGUUUACGUCCUACUGAUAAUAAUUAUAUCUCGGGAGAAUAAUUAUACGUGGGAAAAACGAUACUAGAAUUUAAUCUGUCGACGUUAAAUUUACGAUUUUUUUUAAACAUCAGAAAAUAUAUAGCUCCGAGAAAAGGAGUCCGGCGCAUCGUUCAUUUUUCGAAUGUCUUCCCACAUUGACUGACGCACCACCAUCGAAUUGCCGCGCUUUCAUUUCUAUCUUUUUAAACUAUAUAUUUCAAAAUGGGCGGCAACAAUACUGGAAGGAGCAUCUUCACUUACGAUACUCUGGUACACGCGUUGUCAGGCGCGGCUGGUAGCGUUAUCGCUAUGGCAACCUUUUUCCCGCUGGACACCGUACGAAGUCGAUUGCAACUGGAGGAAAAUAGAGAAGCAAAGAAUACACUAGCGAUGAUACGUGAGCUAACUUCGAAAGAAGGACCGCAUACUUUGUACCGAGGAAUGGUACCCGUUCUUCAAAGCCUUUGUGCCAGUAAUUUUGUUUAUUUCUACACGUUUCACGGUUUGAAGAUGUUGAGAAGUAGAAGAAAUCAAACAGCCAGGAAUGAUCUUUUGGUAGCAUCAAUCGCAGGUGUGAUCAACGUCCUGACAACGACACCCCUUUGGGUAGUUAAUACAAGAUUGAAAAUGAAAGGGAUCGGUAGUGUCGCUGAAAAAAACAAUAAUGAUUAUAACACAUUGUACGAUGGUCUUUUGCAUAUAUGGAAGUAUGAAGGAUUAGAAAAAUUAUGGGCAGGUACGUUUCCCAGUCUGCUUCUCGUUGCGAAUCCAGCUAUUCAAUUCAUGACAUACGAGAGUAUAAAGAGGAAAAUCGAUGCGUCCUCUUCUGACAUUCAACCACCAGCUUGGGUCUUUUUCACUAUUGGUGCGAUCGCGAAAACGGUCGCCACGACGUUAACUUAUCCUUUACAAUUAAUACAAACGAAACUGAGGCACGGGCACAAGUAUCCUGACUUGCCACCGAAUGCUGGAACUAUCCAAAUUCUUUUUUAUAUUUUAAAAAAACAAGGCAUACUUGGAUUGUACAAGGGGAUGGAAGCAAAACUUUUGCAGACCGUCUUAACUGCCGCAUUGAUGUUUCUGACUUACGAGAAAAUAUCAAGAUUUGUAUUUCGUAUUCUCCUUCAUAGACCUGGUGUCAGAUAACGAUACGAUUAUGUGUUUAGAGGAUGUAUUUAAGCAUAAAUCGGUUAUCAGAAUUUAAAUAAAUAUAUAUAUAUAUAUAUAUAUUAAUGCGA